Messenger RNA from Metarhizium robertsii ARSEF 23, 1368 nucleotides. Its product is annotated as LysM domain-containing protein. The transcript is spliced from 4 exons. Bases 1 to 1368 code for a protein of 455 amino acids. NCBI's taxonomy places the organism in Eukaryota, Fungi, Ascomycota, Sordariomycetes, Hypocreales, Clavicipitaceae. The record is from RefSeq and is a predicted model, not a curated record.
AUGCUUACAACGCAAUUUCUGGCUGCGUGGGUCUCUGUUGCUCCCAUCGCUGCCGCAGUUGCAGUUGAGUCUGCUGGGGACCACGUCGAGAUUUUCCAACGACAGGACGGCCAUGUCGCCCCCGGUACUGCCUCUGAUUGCACCUUUUACGAAACCGUCAAUGAAAGUACGCAGAAUUGUGAAUAUUGGGAAACCUCAUGGUCCAUCUCGCACGCCGACUUUGUCGAUUGGAAUCCCAGUGUAAAGUCGGACUGUAGCGGCCUCAUGGUGGGUAACUCGUACUGCGUCGAAGUCAAUUAUGGUGUUCCUCGGCCGGCAAAGACAGCUUCCUCAACACAGUCGACCAAACCCACCGCUGGUUCCAAGGCUAGCCCAACUCAGCCAGGCCUCGCGCAGGACUGCACCGCCUUUUACCAGGCAAAGUCUGGCGAUACCUGUGAGAAGAUAGUCACGUCUUACGGGACCUUUAGCCUUGACGACUUCUUCCGAUGGAAUCCAGCCGUGGGGCCAAGCUGCUCUCGUCUUUUGGCCAACUACUACUACUGCGUGGCUGCCCCCGGCUCGUUUUCUAAGCCGACCACUGGCCCAUCUCCAACACAGAGCGGCAUCGCCAAGGACUGCACAACCUUUUAUAAGGUACAGCCCGGCGACUCAUGCCAGGGUAUUGUUGAUGAGUACGGCACAUUUUCCUUGCAAGACUUCAACAAGUGGAACCCAGCAGUCGGCUUGGACUGCCGGAGUCUACUUGCCGGAUACCAUGUUUGUGCCGGCGUGCCUGGAACACCGACUGAGAAGCCAAAGCCCGAUGGUCCGUCGCCAAGACAACCUGGCAUUGUCAAGACGUGCGAUAAGUACUACCGUGCUCUUUCUGGCGACACUUGUCAAGGAAUAGUCGACAAGCAUGGUGGCAACUUGAAAUUACAGGACUUCUACACAUGGAAUCCGGCAGUUAAGAAUGAUUGUAGUGGUUUGUGGAUGGGUUACUACUAUUGCGUCCGUGUCCCUCCCAUGUUCCAGGUCAAGGCUAUGUAUCACGCCGACUGCAGCGGGAAGGAGCAUGAUCGGGUGACUAUUGCGAAUAAGAAUGAUGGACUAUGUCUGAACACCAAUUGUGCUGUGGCGUCUCUAGAUAUUGACGCUGUUGGCCAAUGUCCAGAAGGACAGGUACAGAUAAGCUAUUGGGAAAGGCCAGGUUGCACCGGUAAGUGGUAUGGGUAUGGGUACGCCAGCAUAGGCCAAUGCCGUAAAUUGUGGACAGAGGGAUGGAAGUUUAAAGCGGUGCAUCUGAGAUGUGCGGACGAAAAGGAUGAUUGCGUCACCAAGGGAACAUGCAAGUUUGAUGCGGAGCCGGCCAACUUUGUGUGCUAG